This is a messenger RNA of Funneliformis mosseae, 1479 nucleotides long. Lineage: Eukaryota; Fungi; Glomeromycota; Glomeromycetes; Glomerales; Glomeraceae. The record is from the annotation of a GenBank genome assembly.
AUGGCAAAUCGAUUACCUGCAGAAUGUUGGGAGGAGAUAUUCGAGAAUUUAGAUAUUGGCUCGCUUCAUACUGCUAUUCUAAUAGAUAGAAGAACUUUUUCUGCAGGAAUUAGAAAAUUAUGGAGUAAUCCUUUCGAAGUUUUUGAAAUUUCAAAAUCUAAGAAAAUAUGGAAAAUUUUAAAUGUAUACUUAUCAUAUUUAUCACAAGAAACUAAAGAUUUUCUUUUAGGUUUUUCGAUUGAUAUUGAUGAAUUAUCUAUAAAGAAGCCGAUUUUUCCUUAUGUGACUUUAUUGAAAACAUUUCAUUUGGCAAACGUGGAUCGAGCGAUUGCACUUUGGAUGGACAAAAGGAAAUAUUAUUUUUUUGAUGAUGAUAAUGUUAGAAUAGCGAAUACUAUCUUGAGAGAAUUAGUAAUUGUAUUCCUUAAUCAAUCAAAUCUCACAAAUAUUUGUGCUGAAAAGUCAUUCUGUACUGAUGAACAAAGAUUUGAUUCAUUUUUUAUUUCUUUUGCAAGACUUCCAAAUGUACAAAGUGGAUUAUCAAAUUUGAGUUCAUUCCAUUGUGAAGGUUGUCUCCCUUCAGAAUUCUAUCUUGCCUUGGCCGAAAUAUGUCAUUCUAUUACAGAUAUUAGAAUUAAAUGUGGAUGUGUUGACAGCGUUGGGUUAAAUGCUUUGAUUAAGGCUCAAGAGAAAGGGUUGGUUUCUUUCUCACUUGACGCAAGUACUGACAUGCCAUUGCUUAUGAAAGCUUUUUCCAAUAAAUAUGACACAUUAAAAAAUUUAACGUCCUUGGGGCGUUAUAGGGUUCCUCUCACGGCAUUUAGAGAAUCACCUUUGGAAUCCCUUAUCAUCAAAAGUUAUGAACGCGUUAGAAAAGAUUAUUUUGAACCACUCAUGACAAAUCCCGUUCAAAAUCUUUGGAAAUUAGAAAUUGAUCUUGUUGGAUUACAAAUUGAAUCACUUAUAACUAUAAUUGAAAAUUCUGGAUCAACCUUACAAGUAAUUCAUUUAAAAUGGCAAUAUGUGAUCGAUGGAUAUAAUGCUCCUACCCUUUUCACAUCAAUAGCCAAUAAUUGUACUAAAUUAAAUUCUUUAAACAUCGCUGUAAAUUCUAAAACUGUUUUACAAUUACAUGAAAUUACACGCUCAAAUCCUCUUAUUAAAAGUCUUACUUUACGAGGUGAUACUAUGCCGGGUCAUAGAAUAGAUAUUAGUGAAGGAAUUAUUCAAUUGGCAAAUUCUGAAUCAUUUCCAAAAAAAUUAGAGUUGCUACAAUUGAAUUAUGAUGUCAUGAUCAAAAAUUCUGAUGCUUUGGAUAUUUUCUUUUCAAAUGCUAAAACUUUUUUGAUUAAACCUUUGAAAUUUCAAAUUACUGAUGGUUUCGUCGGCAAUAAUCUUAUUCAUAAAAGUUCUGACUACUUUCUAAAAUAUGGUGAUAUUUUGGAAAAAGAUUCCAUAUUUUGGGGGAUAGAAGGAUAA